AUGGCUGAAGGUGUUUUCCAAGGUGCUAUCGGUAUCGAUUUGGGUACAACAUACUCUUGUGUUGCUACCUACGAAUCCUCUGUUGAAAUUAUUGCCAACGAGCAAGGUAACAGAGUCACCCCAUCUUUCGUUGCCUUCACCCCAGAGGAGAGAUUGAUCGGUGAUGCCGCCAAGAACCAAGCCGCUUUGAACCCAAAGAACACUGUCUUUGAUGCCAAGCGUUUGAUCGGUAGAGCCUUCGACGACGAGUCUGUCCAAUCCGACAUGAAGACCUGGCCAUUCAAGGUCAUCAACGUUGACGGUAACCCAGUUAUCGAAGUUGAGUACUUGGGUGAAACCAAGACUUUCUCCCCACAGGAAGUCUCCGCCAUGGUUUUGGGUAAGAUGAAGGAGAUUGCCGAAGCCAAGAUUGGUAAGAAGGUCGAAAAGGCUGUCAUCACUGUCCCAGCUUACUUUAACGACGCCCAGAGACAAGCUACCAAGGAUGCUGGUGCCAUUUCUGGUUUGAACGUUUUGAGAAUUAUCAACGAACCUACCGCCGCUGCUAUUGCCUACGGUUUGGGUGCUGGUAAGUCCGACAAGGAAAGACACGUCAUGAUUUUCGAUUUGGGUGGUGGUACUUUCGAUGUCUCUCUAUUGCAUAUUGCUGGUGGUGUUUACACUGUUAAGUCCACCUCCGGUAACACCCAUUUGGGUGGUCAAGAUUUCGACACCAACUUGUUGGAGCACUUCAAGACCGAAUUCAAGAAGAAGACUGGUUCCGACAUUUCCGGUGACGCCAGAGCUUUGAGAAGAUUGAGAACCGCCGCCGAAAGAGCGAAGAGAACUUUGUCUUCUGUCACUCAAACCACCGUUGAGGUCGACUCUUUGUUCGAUGGUGAAGACUUUGAAUCUUCUUUGACUAGAGCCAGAUUCGAAGACUUGAACGCUGCUUUGUUCAAAUCUACUUUGGAACCGGUUGAACAAGUCUUGAAGGACGCUAAGAUUUCCAAGUCUCAAAUUGACGAGGUUGUCUUGGUCGGUGGUUCCACCAGAAUUCCAAAGGUCCAAAAGCUAUUGUCUGACUUCUUCGACGGUAAGCAAUUGGAAAAAUCCAUUAACCCAGAUGAAGCCGUUGCUUACGGUGCCGCCGUUCAAGGUGCUAUCUUGACUGGUCAAUCCACUUCCGACGAAACCAAGGACUUGUUGUUGCUAGAUGUUGCUCCAUUGUCCCUAGGUGUUGGUAUGCAAGGUGACAUCUUCGGUAUUGUUGUGCCAAGAAACACCACUGUUCCAACCAUCAAGAGAAGAACUUUCACCACCGUCGGUGACAACCAAACCACUGUCACUUUCCCAGUUUACCAAGGUGAGCGUGUCAACUGUAAAGAGAACACUUUGCUUGGUGAGUUCGACUUGAAGAACAUCCCAAUGAUGCCAGCUGGUGAACCAGUCUUGGAAGCAAUCUUCGAAGUCGAUGCCAACGGUAUCUUGAAGGUCACUGCUGUCGAAAAGUCCACUGGUAAGUCCGCCAACAUUACCAUCUCCAACGCUGUUGGUAGAUUGUCCUCUGACGAAAUAGAGAAGAUGGUCAACCAAGCUGAAGAGUUCAAGGCCGCUGACGAAGCCUUCGCCAAGAAGCACGAAGCCAGACAAAGAUUGGAAUCCUACGUUUCCUCCAUCGAGCAAAACGUCACUGACCCAGUCCUAUCUGCCAAGAUGAAGAGAGGUGCCAAGAGCAAGAUCGAAGCCGCUUUGUCCGAUGCCAUGGCUGCUUUGAGUGUCGAAGACGCCUCCACCGACGAUUUGAGAAAGGCUGAAGUCGGCUUGAAGAGAGUUGUGACCAAGGCCAUGGCCACCCGUUAA
Huiozyma naganishii CBS 8797 is the source of this 1842-nucleotide messenger RNA. It is a transcript of the gene SSB2, whose product is annotated as Hsp70 family ATPase SSB2. Lineage: Eukaryota; Fungi; Ascomycota; Saccharomycetes; Saccharomycetales; Saccharomycetaceae. The coding region runs from base 1 to 1842 and encodes 613 amino acids. Gene Ontology annotation, cellular component: cytosol; plasma membrane; nucleus. The transcript has a single exon. Gene Ontology annotation, biological process: protein refolding; cellular response to unfolded protein; vesicle-mediated transport. Gene Ontology annotation, molecular function: misfolded protein binding; ATP-dependent protein folding chaperone; ATP hydrolysis activity. The record is from RefSeq and is a predicted model, not a curated record.